Iphiclides podalirius (scarce swallowtail) is the source of this 660-nucleotide messenger RNA. The record is from the annotation of a GenBank genome assembly. Lineage: Eukaryota; Metazoa; Arthropoda; Insecta; Lepidoptera; Papilionidae.
AUGACCGUGGCCCACAAGGUGCAGAACCGAAAAGCCAACGAGAUAAAAAUUCGCGCGGGCGAAUGGGACACUAACUCGGAAGACGAACUGUACGAGCAUCAGGAAAGGAACGUGGCCAAGAUAGUUGUGCACGAAAGCUAUUUCAGACCUAAGUUGCACCACGACGUGGCGCUGCUGUUCCUGGAGGGGCCGGUGUCGCUGGCGGACGCGCCGCAAAUCGGCGUGGGCUGCUUAGCGCGGCGGCCCCCGCCCCCCCGCGCCGUCUGCUUCAGCAUGGGCUGGGGCGCGGACGACUUCAGCAACAAGAGGGUCUUCGCCUCCGUGCUGAAGAAGGUGAAACUGCCUUUAGUGGAGACCGGCCGGUGCGUGGAGAUGCUGAGGAGGACCCGGCUCGGCGGCAACUUCGAGCUGCACCCCUCGCUCAUGUGCGCGGGGGGCGAGGAGGGCGUCGACACGUGCAAAGGGGACGGCGGCUCGCCCCUCGUCUGCCCUAUCGAUGCCAAAGGUUCGCGCUUCGCCAUCUACGGAAUGGUCGCUUACGGUGUCAGCUGCGGUACUAAGGACGUGCCGGCCGUUUACGCGAACGUCACCAACUUAUACGAGUGGGUGGGGCGGCAGCUCAGCUUCGAGGGCCUGGACUCCAAGUCCUAUACCUACAUG